GAAGUUGUCAGCAGCAUCGCGCUCUGGCCAAUGGUAGGAAAGCUCCAUCUUAGCUCUGCCAUAGGCUGCAUCAAAAAAAGGGACCAGAACAGCGCUCUUUCAGCAUCCUUUCAGACAAGAGCUCCCAAAUCCGCGACAGGGAACGCGCUAAGACAACUCUUCAAGAAUGGCAAGCCUCAACACCACUCACUGGAACGAGACUACAUCCAUUUCCCACUAUCUGGGCUUUCAAGUGCAGAAAAUUUACCCGUUCCAUGAUAACUGGAACACCGCCUGCUUUAUUAUUCUGAUCAUAUUCAUCUUUACUGUGGUUUCGCUGGUGGUGUUGGCUUUCCUCUAUGAACUGCUAGACUGUUGCUGCUGUGUGAAAAAUAAAACUGUGAAAGACUUGGAGAACGAACCCAAUCCUGUCAGAGCAAUGAUGAACAGCUUCAGAAAGCGCGAAACGGAGGUGGUGUAGGAAGGACUGAGCAUCGGCAUCGGAAGAACCUUUAACACCUUGAAUGAAACCUCUUGUACCUUACGAACGAGCAAGUCACAUACUUUUUUUUUCUUUUGGACUUAAAGAUAAUCGCAACAGUUAUCAUUUUAUCUCUGGAUGUGAACUUGAAUAAUUGGGAAAGGCUUUCCGAGUGCUUAGCAGAAGGAUGAUCUGUUGCAAUGUUAUGGGCGAAGAAAAGAUUUUUGGGUUUAAAUGAACUUUUGUUGUUUAUAUUGAGUGACUAGCAUAGAUCUUUGUCUACCUGAAUGAACAACUGUUGCCUAACGUGCAUAAAACCACGUUGCUUAACUGGAGAAAACCUUCAUAAAAAUGCUCAACAAUCUGAUCGUACAUAGCGCAAAGACGCGGCAGUGUCCUCUCACUGAGGUCAACCGCACAGAGGCAGGAAAGACAUACGAGGGGUGAGAAAAAAAGAUACGAGAGAGAAGGGUGGAAUGGCGAGAGAUCCCACGAGACAGGAGAGGCUUGUGCGAAUUCUUGCCUUCGGCACCUCUUCUUAUUACGGGUUCUCGCCUUUUAGAAGAGAGGGCGGUGGGAGGAAAAGUAAGCCAACACGAGAUGUAUUCCUAAAAUGGUCUUUUCUAACCUCCUGUGGUACAAUUUGACCCUUUCUCCCUCCUCUUCUCCGGUUCCAGAGAACUGCUCUCCCCUUACUUCAUAUUCAACCUAUUUAACAACGUCCGGGUGUCGAGAGGUGACUAAAGCACUACCUUAAGAGUAUCUAUUUCCACAAAAGCAUACCGUAGCGGUACUAGGGUCUAGAAGAAACAGGGACAUUUUCCCACCCCGAGGCUGUUGCCUCUUAUGAUAUCCACAACACUACAGAGAACCAGACACACUGGAUAGACCAUCCCUAUCUUAACUUUUCAAAGCCGAACCGGAACUGACCGAGUUCUUGCCAAGGAACACUCGCAGAACUCCCACGCCAAUGACAGUCUUUUUGCCCAGCCUGCCCGCAGCUUUCAGGCGUCGACGUGCUUCGCAAAGGAGGCCACGCCAGGAGAAGCCUUGCGCUAGAGACGGCAGGGUGGACGCACAGCGAGAGGUGACUUCAUUUUGCACAAGAGAACAUCAGCUUGCUUCAUCCGCCUGCCGAUGCACCCCAGAGAGUUCGCACCUUUCUCACAAACUGACCGUGUAACACUCACACCUCUAGCUCACCAGAUUAUUUUUCUUCUGGAGCUGCGUUGUGUCCGUAGUUUUUAGAACCAUAGCAGUUUUAACAGUUACAAAUUAUAACUGUAAUAACGGCAUCCAACAGCGUGGCCACCAGUAGCGGCCGGUAAGUCUUUCACACCCCUGAACCCAUAGAGAAGCAGGCCAAUGAGAAACGUCCCAGACCAAAGCUACAUGUGAGACAUGAUAUUUAACUAUACAAACCCCAAAUUAAUAUUCCUGUCAUUAGGGAAACAAAACCCACCUAGCGGGCCAAACGGACAAGUUAGAGCACUGAUCUCGCAGUGCAUCUGUGUCAGAAAUACCUUUGUGCUAUGGCCAGUAUCUACAAUUACCUUUUUUUCUUUUUUUUUAAAUAUAUAAACUCCCUCUAUCAGGUUCAGUAAGCCUAAGCUCCAGAAGAUCUGGACACAAUGAAAGAUUUGCUAAUUUGACUCGUGCUCCUCCUGGUCGGUGAGACGGAGUCGCAAGAUACCCAGGCCACUACUAACCAGCACAGCCAGUCCAGCGAUUCACCUGGAGAAGCCAUCUCCCUUCUGCAGUCACAAAACGACACAACCGCCGCUGCGACCAUUCAUCUCGGAUACGCUCGUUACGGUGAAGUUUCACCAGUACCAGACCCACGUGCAGAGAAUGCUUUUAGCUACAAAAUCAAACUAUAAGCACAAUUAUUGGAAGCUGAAGCCCCAGGUACAAGAAAACUUGGGAUUCACACCAAGACACGCGACGAAGAUAACGUUAGCGACGAUAAUGCCUUCCGCAGUCAGGGACACCGGGUAGAUGUCUCGUUACCGUCUGCUGUAUUUGACAGCGUCAGCCCCGAAAGACCGGUGUCCUGCUCAAGAGAGGCAAGAGUAGCCAUCGGGACACACCGAAUUAAUUAACAUGCCUCCUUCCUGAAAGCAAACACUCCGAACAGCAAUAGGACAGCUUUCCACUUGCAGCGUUCCUACAAAACGCUCACCGCCGCUGCACACAAGAAGGCAGCGCGCAGGAAGUAACGCAGCUAGCCUCUGCUACGCUGGCUUCGUGCUCUUAUGCCUUCCUGAGAAGCACACGCAAUGAAAAAUCUCGGGACUCAUUCCAGCGACUUAUUUCACAGACCUAUAAGUGGGGCUGGGUGUCUGCAGAAGGAACAGAAGACAAAGAUCUCCCCUUGCACAGCCCUAGAGCCUCAGGACGAUUCUUUCCCACGUGUAGACUAAGUCGUGAAAACAGCUCCUGGAGAUUUCAGCUCUCGAUUACUGGUGGCUAAGACCAUCAGGACAAAGGUCUUAAGAUAAAGACUAAGACCUCAGCCACAACUUACUAUUCAUUAAUAAAAAGAA
Molecule: messenger RNA, 3006 nt
Organism: Grus americana (Whooping crane)
Lineage: Eukaryota; Metazoa; Chordata; Aves; Gruiformes; Gruidae
Gene: SMIM18
Product: small integral membrane protein 18
Exons: 2
Coding region: 167-460 (97 amino acids)
Source: RefSeq, a predicted model, not a curated record